AGGAGAGCUCUGCGGCCGGACCGGGAAACCUCCCCAAACCCAGGCAGACCCGGUCCCGCUCGGAGGGGCUCGCCCGGCAUGUCGGCCGACGGCUGGGUGGGCACCUGGCGGCCCCACCGGCCCCGGGGGCCCAUCGCGGCCCUCUACACCAGCCCCGGGCCCAAGUACCGGCUCCCCAGCAGCGUAGGCUACCAGCUGCACGACCCGUCGCGGCACCGGGCGCCCGCCUACAGCUUGGGCAGCCGCCGGGCGCAGCCGCGGGACGCCUGCUCGCCGGGGCCGGCCUACCUGGUGCCGGCGCGCACCACGGCCAGGGGCCGCGACGCCUCCCCGGCCUUCUCCCUGCACGGCCGCCCCCGCGACCCGCCGCCCUUCCGCACGCCGGGGCCAGGUCGCUACCGCCCGGAGCUGGCGGGCAAGUGGGCCUUCCCCCGCGCCCCCGCGCACUCCCUCGCCGCCCGCACCGCCGGCCGCGCCGCCCAGCAGACGCCAGGCCCCGCCGCCUACGAGCUGCCGCCCAUGCUGGGUCCCCGCGUGGUGGGUCGCAGCUCGGCGCCCACCUUCUCCAUCCUGGGCCGCCGCCCCGCCGGCAGCUUCUGCGCCGACCUCAGCAAGACGCCGGGGCCCUGCGGCUACCGCGUGGUGGACGCCGACGUGUACAAGCGCCGGGCGCCGCGGUACAGCAUGCAGCCGCGCAACCCGCCGCCCGCCGCCGGCUCCCGGCAGCCCGGCCCCGGCGCCUACAGCCCCGAGAAGCGCGGCCGGCCCCGCGGCAUCACCUUCGGCGUGCGGCACUCGGACUACCUGGCGCCGCUGGUGCUGGAGGUGCCCGACUAGGCGGGCCGGGC
This is a messenger RNA of Dromaius novaehollandiae (emu), 848 nucleotides long. RefSeq names its product ciliary microtubule associated protein 1B (gene CIMAP1B). The coding region runs from base 79 to 837 and encodes 252 amino acids. Gene Ontology annotation, cellular component: cytoskeleton. The transcript has 7 exons. The record is from RefSeq and is a predicted model, not a curated record. Lineage: Eukaryota; Metazoa; Chordata; Aves; Casuariiformes; Dromaiidae.